This is a messenger RNA of Penaeus chinensis, 11361 nucleotides long. RefSeq lists its product as uncharacterized. The record is from RefSeq and is a predicted model, not a curated record. The transcript is spliced from 5 exons. NCBI's taxonomy places the organism in Eukaryota, Metazoa, Arthropoda, Malacostraca, Decapoda, Penaeidae. The coding region runs from base 225 to 10976 and encodes 3583 amino acids.
UUUGCUUGAGAUGGCCCUUUUCCUCCUCGAGUAAUAUGCGCAAAUUUCCCAUUAAAUGCCUUUGUAAGUGAACGCUAUGCAUUAUUCGACGCCUUUUAUCCACUUUGUGAUUGACUGAGUGAUUUUUUUUUUCGUCCAUGGAGGAUAUGUGAUGCAGAAUAUGAGCUCCAUAAGAACUGUCUCUCAGAGAUGUUCAGAAGCUGAUUUUCCAUCUAGAUUAACAAAUGACUGGAGGCAAAAUGAGUUUGCAUCCGGAAGAUCAUUCAGGCUCAACGGCAUCCCGCGCCAACCAGGGAGUAGAUGACAGUGACAUCUAUGAUGACCUGGGCUUGAAAGCAGCAGCACAGCAGUCACAGGAUGCAUGGUCUGUUGGCAGUGAUAUUAAUGAUGCAGACAUAUACCAGGAGAUGGGGGUGCAGCCCAUUGAUUACACAACAGAGGAGGGAAGUAUUGAUAACACUGCAGCAUAUAAAAAGGCUAAACAGAGCAAACCAGCAAACAACCAGGAAGUCAUUAGUAUUGACUUUGAAAAUCUUCGGAAAAUAUUACGAGCAGAUUUGAGUGGAAAAUCCAGUGGAUGUGGCUCAAAAGAAAAUCAACAGGUGAAAGAGAUUCAUGAUUGUGAAACUAAUAGUGUCGAGAAAGAAACUGAGAGAGAAAUCAGGGCAAAGCAGGAAGGUGCAAGGAUUGUUAAGGCUGAAAAAAUUGCAGAGAAGUUCCAGGAAGGAAGUGAUGAAAAAGGAAGUGGUAGAUUAAAUCCAAAUAAGGUUCUCACAGAAAAUAAACAACAUGGUGCUAGAGCAAAAACACAGUCCAGUGUCAGUGGUUCUGAAAACACCAAAUCAACACCUGUAGAAGAUAAUUCAAUGCAAAACAGAGAUCUGCAUUUUGUGCUGUCCAUGUUGUGUAAAAAGAAUUCCACUAUGGAAGAUUUAAUGCAAAACAAUGUAACAGAUGAAGGUAAGACAGGACCAAUUACUGGUGCAAGUGUAAGUAACUCCUCAGAGUGCAUUGAAAACUCUGACAGUCCGAUGGAUUCUCCCAGGAAAUCAAAAAGAAUCAAAGACAUUCAGAAGGAGGCUACUAGCACUAGGACACACAACCAAAGCUCAGAAAUAGGCUUAAAUACGAGUCCCAAAAGAUUACCUGCUUCAAGUUUUAUGUCCAUUGAAACAAGCCCCAGGAAGACUCAGUCAGAAAAGCAGAGCGAAGAAGCAAGUAAGGCAGACUGUCAGUGGGACCUCUUUGAAGAUGUCAUGGUUGCUAGAAGUGAUGAAAAGGAAAGCCAAGAAGUAACCCAACUAAAGGAGGAGAUGGAGGCUCUUCGCGUGCAGCUUAAGGAGUCAGAGAAGCGCUGUGAGGGUCUUGAACAUGAUAACAAGCUCCUACUCACCAAUAUAUCAUCUUUGUGGAAGACAGCAAUAAGCCAGAUCAAACAGAAGAUACAGCAAAUUAAUUCACUGAGAGCCGAGCGUGAGGCCAUUCUGUUCCGUCGAGCCAUGCGCCAGGUUCCCAAAGAAGAGUUUGAUGCUGUCUUGUCACAGAUAUCAAAAUAUUCCAGUGAUGAAUUCAAAUCCUUUCUUGAGAGUAUGAAGAAGACUACAGAUGAAGGAACCAGCUGCAAAUGUGGUGGUAAAGGAUAUGCAGGAUUUGGAGGUCUUGUUGAGAAAAUAACAGCAAGUGUUGUUGGUGUUCGUGUUAAUUCUUCGCAGGAUACUGAUGCUGCAUCUUUAAAAAACCUAAUGGGCAAAGGAGGAAAAAAUGUGACAUCUCUGGUUAAACCACAACAAAAGGCUACAAGUAAGAAAAGAAAAAUAUCUACUCAGAAGCAGAAUAACAAAUUUGAUUGUAGAAAUGAAGAUAAAGCAGGUAAACAUAUAGAAAGAAAGAAAUGUGAUUUUGGAGAUGUACCUACAGGUAGGAACAGACAUGAUAGUGGAGACAGAGCUUUGGAGGAAGGCAGUAACAGAAUAGAAGAUUAUGGGAAACCUGACUCUGUAGAGUUACAGGAAAGGCAUGAUAGUGGCAAUAUAAGGCACAGGAAUGAUAGUGGUGAUAAAUGUUACAAGAAUGAGGAUUUUGAUUUGGAGUUUAGACAUAGCAGUUCUGAUAGACCACUGAAGAGAAGGAGACACGAAAGUGGUGAAAGGUACAGUGAUGGAGACCGACAUACUGGUAGAUUUGGCCACAGCAAUGGAGAAAGGAACUCUAGGCUUGAUAGGUACCACUCAGAUUUAGAUGAGGAAUAUAAGAAGAGGAACAUCCCAAGGAACCCAGGGAAGUCUAUCUUUGAAAGAAGGAAAGGCAGUGAAAAUAGAAAGGAGAGAAAUGCAAAUGAAGAGCCACUAGGGACUGAUAGAAGACUCAGUGUCUUCUCAAGGUUAGGUGCGCAUGGCAAGAGUCAUUUUGAUAGAUCAGACCAAAAGAAAGAGUAUGAAGAUGUGGACAGAAGACAGGAAGACAAUAAAAAAAAAACUUCAAAAUUUACUGAUCUGCAAAGUGAUGAAAGUUUGAUCCACAGUAGGAGAACAAGGAAAAGGGAUACAGAUAACAGGAAUACAGCAGAUAUGCAAGUCAUAAAAAAGUCUACAUCAAGUGUCAGUUUACAAGACUGUCAAAUGACUACAAAGAAGGGCCAUAACUUGAGUUCAGAUUGGUCACAAGUUAUAACUACAAAUAAUUUAUAUAAACAUGAAGGUGAAUGCAGUACACAUGUGCAAAGUAACAGUACUUCAGAUAUUGGCAGUGCUAUUGACGAGUCGGAGAAUUCCACUGGUCCGAACAUUCACGAAAUAUCUGAUGGAAUUAUUCAUAAUGCCUGUAAAUCAAAUUCAGAUUGUGAAGAGAAAAUGUUAGGAAAAACCCUUUUUGGACAGAGGGUUAUUUCAAAACCUUCCCAAACUAAGCAAGAUGUACAGAACAGCUCAUCUAAACUUCCACAUGGUGCAAAGAAUCACAUAAACAAUGACUCUGCAAAUGAUAGUGGUAUAAUAAAUGGCAAUAGCACUUCAGACAGUGCCAGUUCUGUAGGAAAACCUCAAGAGCCUUCUGCUCCCUUCACCCACAAAGCCAAGGAAGUUACUGGUUAUAACUGUGACUCAAAUUUAUACGAAGAAGAGGAAAUGUUAGGAAAAUCCCUUUUUGGGCAGAGAAUGAAUGCAAAAAUGGCUCGAGCCAAGAAAAAGAUGAAUGCUGAAAUAGGUCAGACCAAACAAGAGACACUAGAACAACUGGCAAGGCCUCCAUUUGGUGUGAGUAAUCACAUGAAUAGUGAUUCAACUAGUGUGGUUGGUAUAGUAAGUACAAACAAUACUUCUAACAAUGCCAGUGCUGUGGAUAAGCAGCAGAGUCUCUCUGACCCUUUAACAAGGAACAGAAGUUAUGGAGACUCUGGUAAUAAUUCUGAGUCAGAUGCAGAGCAUGAAGAGAGAAUGUUGGACAAAUCUCUCUUUGGACAGAGAAUGAUGGCAAGAAUUGACCAAACCAAUCAGAGGAAACAAGAAACAAUCUCUCUACAAAGUGUAAGAAAUCACAUGAACAGUGACAAAGGGAACACAGAUACAUUAAGUGACAAGAUAGAAGAGAUUAGCGAGAGAGUGGAGGAAAGGGUAUCACAGGACCAGGAAAGAGCAAGUGGCCACAGAGAUGAUGCUCCUGUUUUAGAAAUUAAUGAUCUACAUAAUGUGAUGAAAGAGAAGGAAAAUAAUCAUACUGUGUCUCAUGAUCAUGAUAAAGACAAGGCAGAUGAAGAGAAACACAUUUCAGACCAGACACUUGAAGAAAAAUGUGGUGACAAGACUGGUACAAAAUUAUGUAUCAUGAAGGAUGUGGCAGAGUCUAAGACAAGUGUUAGCUGCACAUCAAAUGAGGGCUUAGGGUUGGGUGAACAAAAUGUAUUGCAAAUUGUUCUUGAAGCAGAAAAAGAAAAUGUUAGCAAACAUGUACAUGAUAUUAGCGUAAAAAGAAAAGAAAAUGUUACAAAAAUUUGUGAGGAAAGUGAUAAUGUCAGUGAAGGAAGACCAAAAAACAAACCAUCAGGUACAGAUGAAAGUGUUGCAUCAAAAUCAGAGACUAAAACUUCUGGAACAAUUCUUGAAAUUUUUGAUUCAAAAGACAAAGUGAAUUAUGAGAGAAAUAUUGGGGAUAGAGAAGAAAGAGCAGUGACAGAUGAAAAAUGUAUCGGCAAAAGAAAGACAAGGGAAAAAGUAGAAAAAACAGUGACAGAUGAAAUGUGUAAUGAAAAAAAUAGAGGGGAGAGAGAAGAAAGAACAGUAGAUGACAAAUGUAAUAGUGAGAGAAAUAGUGAGGGAAGAAAAGAAAGAAGAGUGACAGAUGAAAAAUGUAUCAGUGAAAGAAAGACUAGGGAAAAAGAAGAAAGAACAGUGACAUAUGAAAAAUGUAAUGAAAAAAACAUUGGGGAAAGAGAAGAAGGAACAGUAGCAGGUGAAAAAUAUAGUAAAAGAAAUACUGGGGAAAGAGAGAAAAUGGCAACAGAUGAAAAACAUAAUAGUGAAAGAAAGACCAGGGAAAGAGAAGAAGGAACAGUGACAGAUGAAAAUCAUAGCAGUGAAAGAAAGACCAGCAAAGGAGAGAAAAGAAAGGUGACAGAUGAAAAAUGUAAUAGUGACAGAGAAGAAAGAACCAUGACAGAUGAAAAAUGCAGUACUGAGGAUGUUGAGAUAGGACCCCCCCAAAUCCGUGAAACCUCCCCUAGGGAUAGCAGCAAAUAUACUUCUGUUACUCUAGGAAGACUAGAAGAUCCUAAUUUCGAAGACAAAAAAGAAGGAAAGGAGGGAGUGGAAGAGAAGAAUGAAAAGCCAAACAUUGCUACAAGAAAGAAAAGAGGCCGGCCAGCUAAACAGAAAGAUACUGAUGUGAAGGCAGUAUCCCCCUGUGAAUACGCAGAAACUAAGAGGGAUGGGAGAGGGAGAAGAAGAAGGGAUGUGUCUGAAAAAGAAAAAGCCAGUGAUGAAGUAUGUGAUAACAAAAAUACCAAAAUCAAAGGCACUAGAAUGGAUACGUCUAACAAAAUGGACCAAAUAGGGGUUAUGACAAGAAAUAGGACAUUAGAUACAAAGAAAGGGCAUAGUAAUGCAUCUAAUAAAGAGAGAAAUGACAAACCAAAGAAGAAUUUAGUUCAAACAUCACUAAGUGAGGCACAAGUAAAUUGUAAAUCUACCGGAAGAUUCAUUGAGGAUUCUGAUGACCAAGAAGUAAGCAGUAAAUCAAAUGGUAGACAGAGAAGGAAAAUUGGCAAUAACAGUCAAAAAAACAAAGAAGUGGAUGAUACCAAAGAAAGAGACAAAACAAAAGAGGAAUCGAGCAAAGCCAGACCAAAGAAACAAUCAUGUUGUGAGAAAUCAGCAAGAAAGCAAGUAUCUGGUAGUGAAGGAAAUGAAAACUCAUUAGAUUGUCAGGAGAAUAAAGAGAUAACUCUCAAAACAGACAUUGUAGAAAGUGCCAGUAAUAAGUCUGAACAAGAGUUGGGCAUCAGAGAGCCACGGGAAGUGAUUGGGGGAAGUGAGAAUGCCAAACUGGAAGCAGAUGCUGAAUGUGUACAUGAAUCUGUAGGUAAUGUAGUACAAUGCCAAACCCCGACUAAAAGUUCAGCAGAUGAGGUGCAAUGUCAAACGAUGACUAAAAAUACUUCCAUUGAAAAUAAUGAGGUUGAUGCUAAACCACCAUCAAGCAGCACUCAAGCUGAAGUCAAAGCCUCAGAUUUCAAGCAUGGGACAUCCAUAAAGCAAAUAACAAAUGUCCCUGAGGCUUUGGUUGACAGGCUUGAAUCUAACCCAGAGAAAUCCAAACUGAUGAGUGGCGAGGAUGGUGAGAGAGUCAUUAGUGAUGAAGAUGUCAGUCGGGUUUCUGAGGCUCUGGAGAACUGUACUAAAAAGGAUAUACAAUGUAAGGAUAAAUUAAACUCUAGAACAACUAACUCAACAGCAGAUGAGGCUGAGGAAGAUGGCAAAAGUAACUCUGAUAAAAGGAUUAGAGAAGUUCCAGUUGAAAAAGAUUUGAUAUGCAGUAAAUCAGGUAGUGAUUCCAAAGGUGAUACUCAUCCAGUUGAUCAAGAAGAGCAGAAUAAUAAAGAGGUAAAGCUUAAGAAAGAAAAUGAUUUGGGGAAAAAGUGUUGUGUACAAGAUAAAUCAAACACACAUACGGAUACUGAAGAAAAAGGAAAAGAGAACGAGGAAGGAACAGAUUUACACAGUGAAAACACAGAAAGAACAGAAAAUACAAAAAUUGAAGAAAGUCUCUUCCCUGAAGAGGAGGAACUCCUCUAUGAUGAAGACAGUGAAGAUGAUGAUGAAGAUGAUGACAAGAAGGGAUAUGAUUCUGAGGAAAUAUCACAAACAAAAUCCCUACAUUCAAGUCAAACUGAUUGUCUUCAACCACAAACAAGUAAAAUGGGGUCCACAUUUGAUGCAAAAGAUUCUCAGGAAGAUGCCAUUCAGAGUAUAAAAAAGGAUAACAAAUCUGCACUUGAAAAAGUAACAGUAAAAAAUAGUGUGCAAAAUGAACAUAGUCCUAAAAGGAUAACUAGAAACCAUUCAGCUGAGAGAGAGGAUUUAGAGACUGUGGAAGGAUCAAGAGGAAGACAGUGCAGGUCAUCACCUAGGAAAGUUGGCAAAAGUGACAGCAGAAAAGACCUGUCAAGAAGUCGGUCACCACCAGGUAGAUCAAAUAGAAGGAUUGGUAAGAUGACAACACUUGACAAAAAGUGCAGUACAAGUGAAAAUGAUAGUGUCAGUCCCCUAAUGGUCAAGGAAAAGGAGAUGCAAGCCAAGUACGAGGAAAAGCUAGCAGUUGCAUUUGGCAGGACGACAAGACAGGGCCAAAAGGCAAGUAAGGAACUGAAGGAUUCAAAUGAUAUAAGUCCAUUAGCACAUUCUUUGGGAAGAGAAAAUGGAAGAAACACUGCAAGACAUGGUGAUGGUGAGAAUAUACCAUUUGAAGAUAAGAAUGAACAAUUAAAGCUUGCAAGUGAAAAUGAAGCUAAUUGUGAGAAAGAGUGCUCAAAACAAGAUGACCCAAGCAUGCCUGUUAAUACUGAAAAUGGAAGAAAGAACAUUGAAGGAACGGGUUUACACAGUGAACGUAAAGCAGAACCUAUAAAGAAACCCGAAGAGAGUCUUUUCCCUGGAGAGGAGGAACUCCUUUAUGAUGGAGACAGCGAAGGUGGUGAUGAUGAUGAGAAGGAAAAUGAUGCUGAAGAAACCUCUAAACCAGAAGCAAGUGAAAUGGGGUCCUUAUUUGAUGCAGAUAAUUCUCAGGUAGAUACCUUAAAAGAAAACGGCGAUAAAUCUGUAACAGAAAGUGUGCAGAAUAGGGAACAUAGUCCUAAGAGAAUAACAAGAAAUCAUUCAUCUGAAAGAGACUUUGAGAAUGUACAGAGGGCAAGAGGAAGAAAAUGUAGUGUUUCACCUAGAAAGAAUGACAGAAGUGACAGCAGCAUAGACCUCUCGGCGUGUCGAUCACCAAUAGGUAAAUCAAUCAAAAGGAUAAUGAGAUUGACACCGAACAAGAAGUGUGAGAUCAAGGAAAAUGAUAGUGUGAGUCCCCUGAUGGUCAAGGAAAAGGAAAUGCAAGCAAAGUAUGAGGAGAAGAUGGCAGUGGCAUUUGGCAGAACCACAAGACAGGGCCAGAGGGCAGUUGCGGAACUAGACGAUACAGGCAGAAUAAGUCCACCAAUACAUUCAUCAAAAAGGGUGAGUGGAAGAAAUACUUCAAGACGUAGAGAUAGUGAGAGCCCACCAAGGGAAAGAGGGAGGAAGCCUCUGAGGAGUAAAGAAGGGGAGCACAUGAGGACAGAUCACGAGAAGAUUAAUUCAGAAAGGAGCACCACUUCAAGAAGUAGUGAUUCCAGACUGAGAGUAAAAAGGAUGCAAGGAGAAGAACUGGAGGAAACAAAAAGAAAUAAAAGUUUACCAAAUGGAGCACAACAAAGGAGACCAACAAAUUUGGAUGAUGGUGUACGUGGGGAGGUACGGCGGAAAAGACAGCAGUCUGAGUCACCACCAACAUACAGAAGACGACAGCGCGUGCACGAAAGACGAAUGAGAGAUGAUGGAGAUUCUCCAGACAGGGGAAUUCAUGUUGGAAAAAUAAAAAACCGAAAUGAGAUCAAGGAAGAUGGUAGAAAUCAUGGUGAUCCACUACCCAAAGUUCAGAGAGAGAAGAAUUGUGCACAGGACCAACAGACCCGAAGCAAAGUACCAGUAGAUAGCAAACUGUUACAUAAAAUUUUAUGGGAGUCUCCAAAGAAGAACAUUGUCCAGGAUGAUGAAAAAGAAGAAGGGGAGUUAGAUGAAGAUGAAGAAGAAGGAGAAUUGAUUAGUGUAGCAACGAAUGGUGGGGAGACCUCACACAAAGAUUCAAAGGAAUCUCACUUUCCCAAAUUAGAGGUAGAAGGAAGACGACGGAAUGAAGCAAGAUGGGAUUUGAAGAAUGCAAGGCCCACAAGGAAAAGUGAAAUAUUAAAAUAUGAAAAAGCUUUACAAGAAGCCAAAGAGAAACAUCGAAGAGCUGAAGAAGAUAGGAAGAACAGAGUCCCAAGUAAGGAACCAGCACUAUCUAAAUGUCACAGGCCUGACAGUACUAAAGAUAGAUUCGCUUGGGAGAAGCAAGAUGCGUUCACAGGCAGGGAAAAGAAGAUUAAUCAGGUCAGUGAAGUAAAUGCAGAGAAGAGAAGGCAGAGCAUGAGAGCAAGGCACUUAAGAACUUUAAUGGAGGAUGACACAACUUUUUACCCAGCUGAUCUUUUCCAAGUUACACCUAUUUUAGCUGUACCGGAAAAGGUAGGUCCUGCUUCAGGAAGUGAUGAUACCAUUGACAUACUGGUAAAGCAGAAUCAUGAGAAAUACGGCCAGGAGAGCCUCAGCACCAGUGGAGACUCUGAGAUGUCAUUGUUGUACUUCAUUAACGAUCAUGAAGUGAAGAGAUGUGCCACUUCAGACCGUAAACCUUCCUCUUUGAAGGCAACAGGGGCUACAAAUGACGGCUUAAAGAAUCAAGCAGAAGUUGAAAUGAAGACAAAAGAGCAGGUUGUUGAAACCAGGGGUCUUGCAGAUGAAAAGGCCAGUGAACAAAGUUUGGUGAAAGACAAUAAUGUUACUAUUGCAGACACACCGCUGAUUGAUGGUAUGGGUCAGGAACAUGAUAGUCAAAAUUUGUUAGGUAAUGAAAGCCUGUUAAACCAGUGUGUAGAUAAAAGGGCAACUGGGACUGGAAAGGAAGGUGAUUGCCACAUAGAAAAUAGUUUAGAAACAGGAAAUGUUGAUCAAGUACCAGAGAACACUGCAGAGAUUGAAACUGCAUAUGAAGACAGAGCCACAGGCACCAAGAUGCAUAUUAAUGAAUGUAGUGAUGUACCUAUGUUGAAUAAGACCAGUGCCACUGCUCAAUCUACUGAUGCCCAUGAAGACAAUUCAAGCAGUUCAAGUGACUCAGACUCAGAUUCAGACUCGGACAGUAGUGAUUGUCAAUGCAGCAAAUGUGGUAAUAGUAGUAGCAGUAGCAGCAGCAGUAGUAGUUGUUCAAGUUCUUCAGACUCUGAUAGUGACUCAGAUGCAGUCAUUGAGGAAACAGCACAAGAAGCAACCAAUACAAGUGUGGCUGGAGGUGAAUCAGACCAAAGUAAAAUAGUGAACCACACGAACAAGAAAUCCCCAAGAAAGACUCCUCGGAAAUCACCUUUAAAGCGAGAGAAAUCACCAAAGAAACCCUCCCCCAAUAAGUCGCCCCACAGGACAAGUAAAACCCCACACAAGAUGCUAAAAACGCCACACAAAUCUCCUGGAAAGGUUGUUCAGAAAACUCCAGGAAAAACGCCAUGUAAGAAACUUGGAAAGACACCCAGAAAGUCACCUAGUAGCAAAUUAAAAGAGCCAACUGUUCAGAUUUCCCCUGAUCUCCACAGCAUGUUGGAGAAGAAUGGCAUUACUUCAGCCGAGGAUAAAGGCCAGAAUAAGGCUAUUGAUUCACAGGCACCAGGUACAAAACGUAAUACUAACAAAGGCCACAUGAUUUCACCACCACAGAUACAGAUGUUGAUUUGUUCCCAUGACGAUCUGAAGGCUCAGGCCAAGAAGCGAGAGGAAUCGGGUAGUGGAUCCCAAUCUCAGAAUUCAAAUAGCAAUGGAGCCCCAGCUGCACCUUCAAGUAGUUCAUCAUCGACUACUAUUCAGAAGGUCUUCGUUCGGCGUCGGGCGAAGAGACCUGCCAAUUUCUCACCUACCAAAUCUGCUGCAAUGAGUUUAUCAUGCGUGAGCGGGAAGAGUGCCAUCUCACUUGUACACAGGGACCAACAACCGUCAGAGGAAACCUCAAAUUCUGAUCCCAAGAGCAUACAGGAUGAGAACAUUUUCAAAGAAAGAAAUCUUGCAACAUCGGAAUGUAACAAAGAGGAAGUAAUCUUGCGGAAGAGAACCAGAACUUCCGUUAGUGAGAAGACUAUGGCCAGCAAGCGUUCUAGAAUGCUCUCUCCAGAAUCAAGGGAGGAGAUCGCUGUCCAUAGAGACAAUGCUGAAAGAAAAGCAGGCGAGAAUGGUGCUAUAAAGUCUGAGAAAAGUCCUGCUGAAGCCAACAAAACUGAUGCAUCUACGAAAGCCAUCGAAGUUCCAAAAGGACCCAACAUCGUGCUAGAGGAAACGACCGGUGGAUCAGUGAGAAUAUCCACUGAUGCAUCCAGUGCGACCGCAGCAAAUGGAAAGUCAACUGAUGAAAUAUCUACAACAGAUAGCAAGAUCAUAGUCCCCGUCAAGAUCCGACGAGUGAAGAGACAGCUCAACCUCGGGCUGUCUAGCUCCGUUGCGAGCGUUGUGUCUUCUGUACCUGAAAGAAAGUCCCCCUUGAGUUCCACUGCGGCCUCGACGUCUGCCUCUACUCCUCCGCCAGCCAAGGAGAGGAGCAAGUCCAUCGAAAACUCCCUGGCAGGUCUUAGGAGAAGUCCAAGGAAGAAGCUAGGGCCUACUUAGUAUGUGAAGAUUCAUGUAAAUAUUGUACAUAUUUUAUUACAUUUUUUUUUUUUUUUUUUUUUUUUACUGAAUUUAUGCCAAUAUUUAUAGUUUAGAGGAGAGAAGUUCUGUAUUGGGAUGAUUUUAUAUAUUCGGAUUACUUUUUGAGUUUUAGUUAAAUUUUCAGUUUUACUGUUUGAAUUACGUACAUUUAACAAAGAAUAAACGUAUUAAACGUAUUUGAAAUAUAUAAGUAAAUGUCAUGUUAAGGAUGGCAGUUAUUCUGUAUAUAUUGUAUGUAUUUAUUGAAAUUUAUUUUUCUGUCAUUUGAAACGAAAUAAAGGUACAUGUGCGAGAAAAUUAUUUUUGAAUAAUCUUUUUCAAGGAAAAUAAAAGUAAAAUAUCA